Messenger RNA from Antechinus flavipes (yellow-footed antechinus), 5354 nucleotides. RefSeq names its product glial cell derived neurotrophic factor (gene GDNF). Gene Ontology annotation, biological process: positive regulation of branching involved in ureteric bud morphogenesis; peripheral nervous system development; negative regulation of neuron apoptotic process. Gene Ontology annotation, molecular function: glial cell-derived neurotrophic factor receptor binding; growth factor activity; receptor tyrosine kinase binding. NCBI's taxonomy places the organism in Eukaryota, Metazoa, Chordata, Mammalia, Dasyuromorphia, Dasyuridae. The record is from RefSeq and is a predicted model, not a curated record. Bases 1979 to 2602 code for a protein of 207 amino acids. The transcript has 4 exons.
CUGUGACCACUGGCUAGUAAAAUAAAAGCAGUCCACUGAACCUGAUUGUAUUGCUUCCAGAAAUUAUCAAAGAAGUAGUAACUUUAUUAAGUAUCAGUUUUUACAGCUAAUUUUACAUCACAUCUGACUGGAGAUGAACAACAGACCUUAGGAGAGAGUUCUUAGGACUUGGCAUUUUGCAAAUUUGCCAGCCUCCAUUCCUAUAUAUAUAAAGCUAAAAUCUGGUUUCAUCUAUUUAGAUGAAAAAAAAUGGUACUAUCUCUGUUUUUCAAGGAUCUCUGAAAACAGCUAUAAUUCCUACAAUCUAGAAAUUCAAAGACCACUCCCAAAGAAUUGGAGUGUUUUCUUGACUUUUUUCCCUUUGCAUCUCUGAAAACUUGGACAAAAUCAGGUUUAGUCAACCUCCUGUGACCUGUUCUCACAGAAAUGAUCUUAUGAUUCUGGAAUUGCGAUUUCGAAUGUAUGUGCCUACCCCAGUGUCUGGUAUUAUAUUACAUCAGCAUGAAAAUUAGCCCAGGCCUAAGGAGCCGGCCAACUUCAGAAGCCUUCUUCAUUGCUUGCCAUGUAAUACAUGAUAUGUAGAGCCUCUGACUUCAGCCAACAGACAUUUGGAGACCGUGUUGGCCCUAAGCAUAAGGUCUAAUCUAGCGUGUGUUUAGGUCUGAAAGCGAAUCAGAAAAAGCACUGGAGGGCACGUCACACAAUAAGAGCCCUAUAAAUUCAUCACCACUUGCAGCUUCUCUGGCAAACGACUGCUCAUAGCGGACUGCUCCACAUCUGUCCUCUGUGAUACACCUCCAGCUGGCAACUCCCACUCCUCUUUUCUGCCCUAAGAGAAAAGAGUGAGAGUGAGAGAAAUAAAAGGAGACGAGGAGAAGGGACAAAGAGUAGGAAAGAAGCAAAACCAUCACCGUCAUCACCCCCAAGUCCAAACCAUCAUCAGGAUCUAAUCGGGCAAUGUGAUUCAAGCCCUCGCCUGCUUUUCGGGGAACCUACAGCGUCUCCAUGCACUGCUGAGCCGCACCUCCGCAGCGCCCCUUUCUCCUUCGACCUCGCGUAGUUGUCUACUCCUGACAUCCACUCCCACCCACCACCCACCCCCUUCUCGGAAGUCUCACGCACGGUUGCCUCCUUUUUCUUUUCUUUUUCUUCUCCCUUUCCCAAUCCCUCCUCCCCCUUUCCACUUCAAGCCCGGGUGGUACGUGUGUGACUGUGGGCUCCCUCCCCUGUCUCCCAUCCCCACUCUCGUCUCUCCACCCCUCCCCCCUCCCCACCCCCAUUCCCAAUAUUCCCUCCCUUUCCCUCCCCCACGCCCCCGGGCCCAAACUCGGGCUCUCCUGGACCAGCCGCUGCUCCUGGAGCCCUGAUGUCUUCAUUGGACUCCCCGCAAGGGUUGAUGGGGUGUCUCGCUCAGCUUUCCAAGCAAGAGGAUCUCAGCUUCGGCAGCAGGAACAGCAGCGGCGGCGGCAGGGGCAGCAGCAGCAGCAGCAUCCUCCAGCCCCAUCUAGUGCUCCCAGGCGGCGCUCCCCCCGGCGCAGAGCGCUGCCGCGGCUGAGCUACUGAGCGGCUGGGACUCAAGCCAGCGAAGCCCGGAGAGCGGAGCGCGGAGAGCGCAUCGCGGCCGAGCGCAGCGCCGCGCAGCGGGGCCGUGUCUCCCCCCACCCAAGGCAGCAGCGGCUGCACUGACUUGGUCCUCUGGGGGUGGGGGGGAGCAGCAAGGGAGCUGUCGGUCACGGCGAUAUCCACAGCAGGAACAACUACCGCCGCCACCUCGGUCCUCCCCUCCGUUGGUUCUUCUCCGUACUGCUUCCAGCUGAGACUGCGAACUUUGCGUCCAGACCUACUUGGCGGGUCUCCGUGGUCCUGACCCCGGCCCCGAUGCGUUUUUUGGCUGGCACUCGGGUUUCCUGGGGUUAAUGUCCAACUGGGGGUCUACCGAGACCGGAUCAGAGGAGCCGCUGCUGGACGGGAAUUUAAGAUGAAGUUAUGGGAUAUUGUGGCUGUCUGCCUGGUACUGCUCCACACUGUGUCCGCCUUCCCACUGCCCGCUGGUAAGAAGCACCCCGGAGGGCCCGAAGAAGAGUACUCCCCCAACCGACUGGCUCCUUAUGCUGUGAGAAGUGACUCAAACAUGCCAGAAUAUUAUCCUGACCAGUUGGAAGAUGUUGUGGAUUUUAUUCACAACACAAUCAAGAGAUUGAAAAGGUCACCAGAUAAACAAGCAGAAUUGUUUCCCCGGCGGGAGAGGAACAGACAAGCUGGAGCAACCAAUGCAGAUAGAAGGAGGCAGAAGGGACAAAGGGGGAGGAACAGGGGCUGUGUCUUAACUGCUAUACAUUUAAAUGUGACUGACUUGGGUUUGGGAUACGAAACCAAAGAAGAAUUGAUUUUUCGAUAUUGCAGCGGAUCUUGUGAUGCAGCUGAGACCACAUACGACAAAAUAUUAAAAAAUUUAACCAAAAAGAAAAGGCUGAUGAGUGACAAAGUUGGGCAGGCCUGUUGCCGGCCCACCGCUUUUGAUGAUGACUUGUCAUUUUUAGACGAUAACUUGGUUUACCACAUACUGAAAAAACAUUCCGCUAAAAGGUGUGGAUGUAUCUGACUCUGUUUCCGGGAGACGGCUAUGUAUUGCAUUCCUGCUACAGCAUAAAGGAAGGGACCAAGGUUCCCAGGAAAUGUUUGCCCAGAAUGGAGAAUGAGGACCAAGGAUGGAGAUAAAGGAGGAGAAACAGGCAGAAGUCAGCCUUCGUGGGAGCCUGGUGGAGGAGAUCCAGCUACAGAUGACUGGAUAAGAGAGAGAGAACGGCCCUCUAGUUUCUACAGGAAAGCAACUUAAAGGCAAAUCACAAGCUCAGGGCCGGUGUUCCUGGAUGGAUGUUGCCACUGUCAUUUCAACUGGUACAAUCCACCAUCACCUAUCAUCAGCUUGGAAUGUGCUGAAAGGACACAACCACUUAGUCUCCUGUGGUUUGUUUUCACAUGUUUGAUUACACCAGUCAAACAAUGCUGGUGUAAACUCAUGUGGCAUUAAGAGUCAUUACUGAAAGUCAGAAAGUUUUUUUUUUCCUGUCACUCAGUUAGGGCAUACCUGCCCCUCCUCCCAUCUUUCCCCUCUCCCUUCCCCCCAAAUAUAUAUUAUACAUAAAACAAACACUAGAAACAGUCUUUUGACUUCAAAAUUGAGGCCUAAGGUAUACUUGGACAAGAACAUAAUGGUUGAUUAUUGAUCUUUAACAUAAUGUGUUAGAUGGGAAGAAUUUGGACAGAAACUAAUAGGCUGUAUUCACUGACUAAAGAAAACCUGAAAAUAUUUUCUUUACAUACUCUUGGAAACAGGAAAGGAGUUGUGGCUUUAAGCAGUAUGCAUUUCUAGGAAAGUGGGGGGGAAAACAAGCCCAGAUGCACCUCAGUGUACAAGGAGACAAACAGGUCUCUUUCAGUUUACAGCUGGACAAAUGUCACAUCAUCACUACAUUUAUGCUUGGUCACCAGUGGCCAGAUAGAGUACUUGAUGCAAUGCAUCCAUUUCAAAUACAGAAAUAUAUAGAAGAAUAUUUAUUGAGAUUUAAGUUAUUAUUAUUUAUUACAGUUCACUAAUGAGUUUUUUCCCCUUAUUUAUUAAAAUUUCUUUUCUAAAGGUGCCAAAGUAUAAUGUGCUUGCAAAAUACAAAGAAAGAAAAAGAAUCAGAUUGGGAACAAGGGUCCAUACUUUUAAAAAUGUUAACAGUUUUUGGAUAACUAAAAAAAAAAAUCACUUACUUUACCUUUUUCCAUAAAACUUCCUGGUUAAAUUCCAUAGAUCCAUUGUUUGCCAUUCAUUUGUUUAAAAACAAGCAGAGAAGCAUUGUUUGUAAGGGACCCCUAUACCCCUUUUCUCAGAUGAUUUCCACAGAUCAGUGAGCCGAGACCAGUGGCACUUGGCUUUUUUUCUCUGUUGUUGCAACACUGAACAAACAUGCCAUAAUUUUCACUCUAUGUUGUACUUAAGUUUUUUUUUUCCUUCCAUGUAUAUUUAUCUAUAAUAUGCAUAAAUAUGUAUAAAAGGUAUAAUGCCUUUUAGUAGUUAGUCCUGGAUUUUAAUGUUGACUAAAAGGUAAACAGUUUGCCAGAGUUUUGUUUAGAUUCACUAAGAGUCAUUCACACAAAUCUUCCCCCCAAAACAAAAACCCCACAAAAUAUAUUUUAUUUUUAAAAGGAUAUAUUCUGAGCUGGGAGCCAGGUGCUGACUAUUAUGAUCAAAACAGUCCAUCUUCCAGGAGGUAGAUUGUCCCAUUUUCCCCUAAAAGCUUUUUGACUACAACCUCAGAGCAGUAAGUAAUGACUUGUUCCUUUUAUAUAAAAUCCCUUCAUGAUAACACAACUCGACUGAGGAGGUCAGAGGCUUCUGGCCUAGCCACAAAAACAUGACUGGAUUGAAGUUCCCUAAAUAAUUCUGGAGAAUAGAGUAGAAUAAAGUAUAGGGUUAGCUAUCUUUGCCAGUGUCCCCUAAAGUAGGUUUUUCUGACAAGCUAAUCAGGACGUGCAUUUAUAGAAGAAAAAAAAAAACAUUGGCCCUUAUCUUGUGGCUUUUCGACUUUCUUUUCAUUUUUUUUCAGGAGAGAUUUCUUUUUUUAAGAAAAAGCAUCUAGCUAUUAAGUGAAAUGGUUUGAAAAGUGUUGGGAAUUCCAACUGGUUUCCAACCAAUUAGGCAUGCUUUUUUGUAAAUCAACCAGAUCAGCUACCUACACUAAUCUUUGUAAGACCUGAAUUUUCUUCUUUCCCUCCCCUGCUUUGCUCUCCCUGUACCUCCAGAUUGGAAGCCAAUUGGACAGGAUGGCCCCAUCUCUCCUAGCAGAAUGGGAAAACCAAGCUCUGUAGCUCUUAGAGGAGACAAAUCUGUUUGUUAAUUUACUGUAAGAAUUCAGAAGUGUACCCCCAAAAUUAUCAACUUUGUUCAGAUAAUAUUGACUGUGUGAAGACCAAAUGGCUGAUUAUUUUUUUAAGAUGCAGCCUAAAUUAGCUUCCAGCAUUAAAAUCAAAGCCAUUGUCUAACCUGGCUGCAACAUUUCAGGGAGUGCUGUGGGCACAUUCCCUGUGUCCCCUAUACAUCAUAAGCAAGUUUGAACUUUUGCAGAUCUAAAUACAGCUAAUCUACAAAAGGGUAAAGUUUGUGAUUUUUCAUCAUUAUCAUCAUCAAUAUUUUAAUUAUUAAUCAUUACCAUCUAAAAUAGGAGUGCACUUCUUUGGAAGCUCUGAUUUCACCUCUGAUCUAUGUCUCAGUCAUUUGUGUUAUACAACCAAAGUUCUCUACAAACUUUAUUUUUGUACAAUAUCAUUUUGUAACUUUUUACAAAUAAAAGCUCAUUUCUAUCGUU